This is a messenger RNA of Xyrauchen texanus (razorback sucker), 775 nucleotides long. RefSeq names its product homeobox protein Nkx-3.2-like. Gene Ontology annotation, biological process: cell differentiation; regulation of transcription by RNA polymerase II. The transcript is spliced from 2 exons. Gene Ontology annotation, molecular function: RNA polymerase II cis-regulatory region sequence-specific DNA binding; DNA-binding transcription factor activity, RNA polymerase II-specific. NCBI's taxonomy places the organism in Eukaryota, Metazoa, Chordata, Actinopteri, Cypriniformes, Catostomidae. The record is from RefSeq and is a predicted model, not a curated record. Gene Ontology annotation, cellular component: nucleus. Bases 44 to 775 code for a protein of 243 amino acids.
AGAUCCGUUCUUCUGCACUCAGCAGUGACUGUUCGUGCUUCAAAUGGCUGUGCGCGGGUCCUCUCUGAUGCCGUUCUCCAUUCAAGCCAUUCUGAACAGGAAAGAAGAGUCUCGCCGUUUAACGGAUCUGGACGUGUGUUUCUCCAAACGCGCGUGCUGGAAAAUCCUCGAUGAAAUGGACGGACCGGACCGGAGCGACGAGAGAGACCAGAAGAACUACGACUCGGACUCCGGGUUGAGUGAAGAGAACGACACCAAAGUUCCGAUCGAUUUAAAGGCCGAAAAAGACGAGACGGAUCACGAAUCCACGGCGGCCGAUCACGGCAAAGGCCUGAGCGACUGUGUGUCCGAUUGCAAUACGGUUGAGGAGAAGAGCAGCGAUCAGCCCAAGCAGCGGAAGAAGCGUUCCCGUGCCGCGUUCUCUCACGCGCAGGUGUUCGAGCUCGAGCGGCGCUUUAAUCACCAGCGCUAUUUAUCCGGACCGGAGCGCGCGGACCUCGCGGCCUCUCUCAAACUGACCGAGACUCAGGUCAAGAUCUGGUUCCAGAACCGACGGUAUAAAACCAAACGGCGCCAGAUGGCAGCCGAUCUCCUGGCCUCGGCCCCGGCGGCGAAGAAAGUGGCCGUGAAAGUGCUGGUCCGGGACGACCGGAGACAGUACAGCCCCGGGGAACUGUUGCGACCGUCGCUGCUCUCCCUUCAGCCGCAUUAUUAUUACCCGUACACGUACUGCCUGCCCGCCUGGAGCCCGUCCUCCUGCACCGGGACCCAGUGA